UUGUCAAAUUCCCGUUGUAAGAUCAGAUCCUGGAGUUUUCUUGGGAUUUAUGUUUUCUCGUAUUUCUUUUUUAAUGUAACGGGAGUAAUUUCUGAGCUAACUUGAAUUGUUUCCAUCCCUGCUAGGUCUACUAUAUUUUGUUCAUUUGUUCAAAAUUUUGUGCUAAGUAAUUUGAAACCUCUCUGAAUUUGCCUGACUAUUUCUUGCCCAAUUUCCAUUUUCUAAUCUAAUUGAAGGGGUGGUUGAGUGACUGGUCAUUUAUUGGAAAAAAUUUCAUCUUUAUUUAUAAUCUAGAUUUAAAAAACUCGUAAAAAAUUGGAUUUCGGAGCAUCAUCUUAUUUUCUGUAUAUACAUGGAUUGUUUAUUCAUAAAUCGUAAAAUAUAUUUAAAAAAAUCAUCAGAAAGUAAGAGAACUAUAAUUUUUUAGGAAAGCAAAGCUUGACUGUGUGGAUGAAAUUCCGAACACGGCACUUGAAAGUGAAGUUCGUCCUUCAACGAGUGCACAUGGCCAAGCAGAUUCUGGAAUUCGAACAGAGGGCGUUUCUAAAGAGUUUCAGAUUCUUGAAAAAUCAGGGCAAAUGGAAACUUUGUCACCUUCCAAAAUUUGUGGAAGAAGAAUUGUAGACGUCUGUCAUUUUUCCAAAGCUCUGCUAAGUUUUCCACACUGUGGUCUAUUUUCUUGUGAUGGUACCACAGUAGAGUUGUUGAAAGAAACUAGGAAGGGGUUGGAAUCGACUUUUCUAUUCCAGUGUAACACCUGUAAGUCAACUGUGGAAGUUUCCACUGAUGAUCCAUAUUCGAAACAGACUCCAGUCAAUACUGCUGCUGUAACUGGAGUGAUAUCGAUUGGAUUGGGAUAUGCCAAUUUAAAAGAAUGGUGUUCUACCCUAAAUAUGCCAGUGAUGUCAGAAACCAUCUACAAGAAAAUAGAAGGAAAGCUGAUGGACAAUUUCUAUACUACAGCCACGGAAUUGAUGCUAGCUGCUGGAAAAGAGGAAGAAAGUCUAGCACGAGAAUGGGGUGAAGUUGAUCCAGAAGAUGACAAAGCUGUAUUAGUGUAAUAGCUGAUGGUGCAUGGGCAAGAAGAUCUAAUAAAUCUAUAUUUUGGGCCAAUUCGGGUGUGGCUUCUAUCAUAGGAAAAAGAACUGGCAAACUAUUGUAUUUAGGCGUAAAAAACAAGUAUUGUUGUGUGUGCGUCAAAAAAUUCUAUCACUCCACACGUAUGUUACAAAAAUUAUAACGGUACUUCGACUGCAAUGGAAAGUGCAAUUGUUGUAGAAGGUUUUAAACAGAGCAUACAAAUGCACAACUUGAAAUAUAAAUAUUUUAUUGCUGAUGGCGACAGCAGCACGUACAAAAAAAUAUGUGAAGCCAAACCGUACGGCAAUAACUUUUUUAUUGAGAAAAUCGAGUGUAAAAACCAAGAAAGGUGGCUAUCAGUUAAGGUGUUUGGCGGCAGCAGUGUCAUAUAAUUCCCGUGGAAAUUAUUUAAAUAACAUAUUGCAAAAUAUAAGCAAAAAUGCAACUGGUUGUUACCAAAAUUUAUUUUCUCAAAGAAAAAUUAAAAAAUGAUUACAAGCAAAAAAAAACAAAAAAAAGUUUUAAAAACAAAGUAAUAAUAAACCUGAUAAAGACUGUGGUCUAAAUGCAGAAGAGUCAGUUCAGUUGUCGGAUGAAAAAUUCGAAGCAAAAAAACAGGAAUUUUUAAAAAAUCUGGUAAAAAAUAUCUUAGAAAGAACAGAGAUUUUUAAUAAUACCACUGCUCAAGGUCAUAGUGCUGCUUGGUAUGUAGAACGUCAACAACGGUUAACGUCCAGCAAUUUCGGAAAAAUAUGCAAAUUGCGAGAGAAAACAGACAGAACUAAAACUAUUGAAGCAAUAUUGAAUCCAACAUUUUGUGGAAAUAGAUUUACGGAAUAUGGAAUUGCGAACGAACCGAAAGCAAAAGAAAUGUUAGAAACAAUAAUUUUAAAUAUAAAUAUUGAACUAUCAGGACUUUUCAUACAUUAUGAAUAUCCCUUUCUUGCAGCUAGUCCUGAUGGCUUAAUAGGUGACUCAGGCGUAGUCGAAAUUAAAUGUCCAUAUAAAGCUAGAGAACUUACGCCUGAAGAAGCUAUUGAACAAAAAAAAACUUCAAUUUUGCCAAUUAAUUGACGGUCAAUUGCAUUUGAAAAGAACUGAUUCCUAUUACUACUAAGUACAAGGACAGUUAUUUAUUUCGAACAGAGAAUACUGUUCCUUUGCAGUAUGGACCCCAAAAGGAAUUUUAUACGAAAAGAUUUAUAAAGAUAUAGAACUGUG
Molecule: messenger RNA, 2301 nt
Organism: Diabrotica virgifera virgifera (western corn rootworm)
Lineage: Eukaryota; Metazoa; Arthropoda; Insecta; Coleoptera; Chrysomelidae
Exons: 3
Coding region: 579-1061 (160 amino acids)
Source: RefSeq, a predicted model, not a curated record